CCAUAUUUGCUCCUAUAAAAGUACCCCUUGGAAUGAGAAUGACUUGUCUUUCCUCAUAAAGCUUCAAGUUUGGACCCCACAGUCGAAGUUGCAUCCCUGAAGGCAGGCUCUCCUACUGGGCUGCCACCAAUAGCCCGCAGCCAUGAGUUCCGACGCUGAGAUGGCCGUUUUCGGGGAGGCUGCUCCUUACCUCCGGAAGUCUGAAAAGGAGCGAAUCGAGGCUCAGAACAAGCCUUUUGAUGCCAAGUCAUCCGUGUUUGUGGUGGACGCUAAGGAGUCUUUUGUAAAAGCAACGGUGCAGAGCAGGGAAGGGGGGAAGGUGACGGCCAAGACCGAAGGUGGAGCUACUGUAACAGUAAAAGAUGAUCAAGUCUUCCCCAUGAACCCUCCCAAGUACGACAAGAUCGAGGACAUGGCCAUGAUGACCCACCUGCACGAGCCCGCUGUGCUGUACAACCUCAAAGAGCGUUACGCAGCCUGGAUGAUCUACACCUACUCGGGCCUGUUUUGCGUCACUGUCAACCCCUACAAGUGGCUGCCGGUGUACAACGCAGAGGUGGUGGCUGCCUACCGAGGCAAAAAGCGCCAGGAGGCCCCGCCCCACAUCUUCUCCAUCUCUGACAAUGCCUACCAGUUCAUGCUGACGGAUCGGGAGAACCAGUCUAUUUUGAUCACUGGAGAAUCCGGGGCCGGGAAGACUGUGAACACGAAGCGUGUCAUCCAGUACUUUGCAACAAUUGCAGUCACUGGGGAGAAAAAGAAGGAGGAGGCGCCUUCUGGCAAAAUGCAGGGGACCCUGGAGGAUCAAAUCAUCAGUGCCAAUCCCCUGCUGGAGGCCUUUGGGAAUGCCAAGACCGUGAGGAACGACAACUCCUCUCGCUUUGGUAAAUUCAUCAGAAUCCACUUCGGUACCACAGGGAAACUGGCUUCUGCUGAUAUUGAAACAUAUCUUCUGGAGAAGUCUAGAGUCACUUUCCAGCUAAAAGCUGAGAGAAGCUACCACAUUUUUUACCAGAUUAUGUCUAACAAGAAGCCAGAUCUAAUUGAAAUGCUCCUGAUCACCACCAACCCAUACGACUACGCCUUUGUCAGUCAGGGGGAGAUCACAGUGCCCAGCAUUGAUGACCAAGAAGAGUUGAUGGCUACAGACAGUGCCAUUGAUAUUCUGGGCUUCACUUCUGAUGAAAGAGUCUCCAUCUAUAAGCUCACGGGGGCUGUGAUGCAUUAUGGGAACAUGAAGUUCAAGCAGAAGCAACGUGAGGAGCAGGCUGAGCCAGAUGGCACUGAAGUUGCUGACAAGGCUGCCUAUCUCCAAAAUCUGAACUCUGCUGACCUGCUCAAAGCUCUCUGUUACCCCAGGGUCAAGGUCGGCAAUGAGUAUGUCACCAAAGGCCAGACUGUGCAGCAGGUGUACAACUCCGUGGGUGCCCUGGCCAAGGCUGUCUAUGAGAAGAUGUUCCUGUGGAUGGUCACCCGUAUCAACCAGCAGCUGGACACCAAGCAGCCCAGGCAGUACUUCAUCGGGGUCUUGGACAUUGCUGGCUUUGAAAUCUUUGACUUCAACAGCCUGGAGCAGCUGUGCAUCAACUUCACCAACGAGAAACUGCAACAGUUUUUCAACCACCACAUGUUCGUGCUGGAGCAGGAGGAGUACAAGAAGGAAGGCAUCGAGUGGGAGUUCAUUGACUUUGGGAUGGACCUGGCGGCCUGCAUUGAGCUCAUUGAGAAGCCAAUGGGCAUCUUCUCCAUCCUGGAAGAGGAGUGCAUGUUCCCUAAGGCGACAGACACCUCCUUCAAGAACAAGCUUUAUGAGCAGCAUCUUGGAAAGUCCAACAACUUCCAGAAACCCAAACCUGCCAAAGGCAAGGUUGAGGCCCACUUCUCCCUGGUGCACUAUGCGGGCACCGUGGACUACAACAUUGCUGGCUGGUUGGACAAGAACAAGGACCCCCUGAAUGAGACUGUGGUGGGUCUGUACCAGAAGUCUUCAAUGAAAACUCUGGCUUACCUCUUCUCUGGAGCAGCAGCAGCUGCUGAAGCAGAGUCUGGUGGCGGUGGUGGAAAGAAAGGGGCAAAGAAGAAGGGUUCUUCCUUCCAGACUGUGUCAGCUCUGUUCAGGGAGAAUCUGAAUAAGCUAAUGACCAAUCUGAGGAGCACUCACCCCCACUUUGUACGGUGCAUCAUCCCCAAUGAAACUAAGACUCCUGGUGCCAUGGAGCAUGAACUGGUCCUGCACCAGCUGAGGUGUAAUGGGGUGCUGGAAGGCAUCCGUAUCUGCAGGAAGGGGUUCCCCAGCAGGAUCCUCUAUGCGGACUUCAAGCAGAGAUACAAGGUUCUAAAUGCAAGUGCCAUCCCUGAGGGACAAUUCAUCGAUAGCAAGAAGGCUUCUGAGAAGCUCCUUGGCUCCAUUGACAUUGACCAUACUCAGUAUAAGUUUGGUCACACCAAGGUCUUUUUCAAAGCUGGUCUUCUGGGGCUCCUAGAGGAGAUGAGAGAUGACAAGUUAGCCCAGCUUAUUACCCGGACCCAAGCUAUGUGCAGAGGGUACUUGGCAAGAGUAGAGUACCAGAAGAUGGUGGAGAGAAGAGAGUCUAUCUUCUGCAUCCAGUACAAUGUCCGUGCCUUCAUGAAUGUGAAACACUGGCCCUGGAUGAAGCUUUAUUUCAAGAUCAAACCUCUCUUAAAGAGUGCAGAGACAGAGAAGGAGAUGGCCAACAUGAAGGAAGAAUUUGAAAAAGCUAAAGAAAACCUUGCAAAGGCGGAGGCCAAAAGAAAAGAGCUGGAAGAAAAAAUGGUAGCUCUGAUGCAAGAGAAAAAUGACCUGCAGCUCCAAGUUCAGUCUGAAGCAGACAGCUUGGCUGAUGCAGAGGAAAGAUGCGACCAGCUUAUUAAAACCAAAAUCCAGCUGGAAGCCAAAAUCAAAGAGGUGACCGAGAGAGCAGAGGAUGAGGAGGAGAUCAACGCCGAGCUCACGGCCAAGAAGAGGAAGCUGGAGGACGAGUGCUCAGAGCUGAAGAAGGACAUCGAUGACCUUGAGCUGACACUGGCCAAGGUUGAGAAGGAAAAGCAUGCCACAGAGAACAAGGUGAAAAACCUCACAGAGGAGAUGGCAGGCCUGGACGAAACCAUCGCCAAGCUGACCAAGGAGAAGAAGGCCCUCCAGGAGGCCCACCAGCAGACCCUGGAUGACCUGCAGGCAGAGGAGGACAAAGUCAACACCCUGACCAAAGCCAAAAUCAAGCUGGAACAACAAGUGGAUGAUCUUGAAGGCUCUCUGGAACAAGAAAAGAAAAUCCGGAUGGAUCUUGAAAGAGCCAAGAGGAAACUGGAAGGUGACCUAAAACUCGCCCAAGAGUCCACAAUGGACGUAGAAAAUGACAAACAGCAGCUUGAUGAGAAACUCAAAAAGAAAGAGUUUGAAAUGAGCAACCUACAGAGCAAGAUUGAGGAUGAGCAGGCCCUUGGCAUGCAGCUCCAGAAGAAGAUCAAGGAGUUGCAGGCCCGCAUUGAGGAGCUGGAGGAGGAGAUCGAGGCAGAGCGGGCCUCCAGGGCCAAAGCAGAGAAGCAGCGCUCUGACCUCUCCCGGGAACUGGAGGAGAUCAGCGAGAGGCUGGAAGAAGCUGGUGGGGCCACUUCAGCCCAGAUUGAGAUGAACAAGAAGAGGGAGGCUGAGUUCCAGAAAAUGCGCAGGGACCUGGAGGAGGCCACACUGCAGCAUGAAGCCACGGCAGCCACUCUGAGGAAGAAGCACGCAGACAGCGUGGCUGAGCUCGGGGAGCAGAUUGACAACCUGCAGCGGGUGAAGCAGAAGCUGGAGAAGGAGAAGAGCGAGAUGAAGAUGGAGAUCGACGACCUCGCUAGUAACAUGGAGGUCAUUUCCAAAUCCAAGGGAAACCUUGAAAAGAUGUGCCGCACACUGGAGGACCAAGUGAGUGAGCUGAAGACCAAGGAAGAGGAACAGCAGCGCCUGAUCAAUGAGCUGACGGCACAGAGGGGCCGUCUGCAGACAGAGUCAGGUGAAUACUCACGCCAGCUAGAUGAAAAGGAUUCAUUAGUUUCCCAGCUCUCCAGGGGCAAACAGGCAUUCACUCAACAGAUUGAGGAGCUGAAGAGGCAGCUUGAAGAGGAGAUAAAGGCCAAGAGUGCCCUAGCUCAUGCUCUUCAGUCCUCCCGCCAUGACUGUGACCUGCUGCGGGAACAGUAUGAAGAAGAACAGGAAGCCAAAGCUGAGCUGCAGAGGGCCAUGUCCAAAGCCAACAGUGAAGUGGCCCAGUGGAGGACGAAAUAUGAGACAGAUGCCAUCCAGCGCACAGAGGAGCUGGAGGAGGCCAAGAAGAAGCUGGCUCAGCGUCUGCAGGAUGCUGAGGAGCAUGUAGAAGCUGUGAACGCCAAGUGUGCUUCCCUGGAGAAGACGAAGCAGCGGCUUCAGAAUGAAGUGGAGGACCUCAUGAUUGACGUGGAGAGGACCAACGCUGCCUGUGCCGCCCUAGACAAGAAGCAGAGAAACUUUGACAAGAUCCUGGCAGAAUGGAAACAGAAGUAUGAGGAAACCCAUGCUGAACUUGAAGCCUCCCAGAAGGAGUCCCGCUCUCUCAGCACAGAGCUGUUCAAGAUUAAGAAUGCUUAUGAGGAAUCUUUAGACCAUCUCGAAACCUUGAAAAGGGAGAAUAAGAAUUUGCAACAGGAGAUUUCUGACCUCACUGAACAGAUUGCAGAAGGAGGAAAACGUAUCCAUGAACUGGAGAAAAUAAAGAAGCAAAUUGAGCAGGAAAAAUCUGAGCUCCAGGCUGCUUUAGAAGAAGCAGAGGCCUCUCUGGAGCACGAGGAGGGGAAGAUCCUGCGCAUCCAGCUGGAGCUGAACCAAGUCAAGUCUGAGAUCGACAGGAAGAUGAAGAUUGCAGAGCAGGAGCUGCUGGAUGCCAGUGAGCGCGUGCAGCUCCUCCACACCCAGAACACCAGCCUGAUCAACACCAAGAAGAAGCUGGAGACAGACAUUUCCCAAAUCCAGGGAGAGAUGGAGGACAUCGUCCAGGAAGCCCGCAAUGCAGAAGAGAAGGCCAAGAAAGCCAUCACUGAUGCCGCCAUGAUGGCAGAGGAGCUGAAGAAGGAACAGGACACCAGUGCCCACCUGGAGCGGAUGAAGAAGAACCUGGAGCAGACGGUGAAGGACCUGCAGCACCGUCUGGAUGAGGCUGAGCAGCUGGCGCUGAAGGGUGGCAAGAAGCAGAUCCAGAAACUGGAGGCCAGGGUCCGUGAACUUGAAGGAGAAGUCGAAAAUGAACAGAAGCGCAACGUUGAAGCUAUCAAGGGUCUGCGCAAACAUGAGAGAAGAGUGAAAGAACUCACUUACCAAACUGAGGAAGACCGGAAGAACGUUCUCAGGCUCCAGGACCUUGUGGACAAACUGCAAUCAAAGGUCAAGGCAUACAAGAGACAAGCUGAGGAAGCGGAGGAGCAAUCCAAUGUCAACCUGGCCAAAUUCCGCAAGAUCCAGCAUGAGCUGGAGGAAGCCGAGGAGCGGGCUGACAUUGCGGAGUCCCAGGUCAACAAGCUGCGGGUGAAGAGCCGAGAGGUUCACACCAAAAUCAUAAGCGAAGAGUGAUCGAUCCAAAUGCAGGAAAGUGACCAAAGAGAUGAGCAAAAUGUGAAGAUCUUUGUCACUCUGUUUUGUACUUAUGACUUUUGGAGAUAAAAAAUUUAUCUGCCAA
This is a messenger RNA of Mastomys coucha (southern multimammate mouse), 5708 nucleotides long. RefSeq names its product myosin-1-like. The coding region runs from base 143 to 5602 and encodes 1819 amino acids. Gene Ontology annotation, molecular function: actin filament binding; ATP binding; cytoskeletal motor activity. The record is from RefSeq and is a predicted model, not a curated record. NCBI's taxonomy places the organism in Eukaryota, Metazoa, Chordata, Mammalia, Rodentia, Muridae. The transcript is spliced from 40 exons. Gene Ontology annotation, cellular component: myosin complex.